Messenger RNA from Liolophura sinensis, 3030 nucleotides. Its product is annotated as emerin homolog 1-like. The transcript is spliced from 6 exons. The record is from RefSeq and is a predicted model, not a curated record. NCBI's taxonomy places the organism in Eukaryota, Metazoa, Mollusca, Polyplacophora, Chitonida, Chitonidae. Bases 48 to 608 code for a protein of 186 amino acids.
UUCGGGAACAAAGCCUAAGACCGAAGUCCAAACGCCCAAACAGCAAAAUGCCUUCAGUUAGGAAGCCUGAAGCCCCUGCAGAAGUCCAGCUCAUGUCAAAUUCCGAGCUGGCAGUUGAGCUGAGGUCAAGGGGAGUAGAUGUUGGACCAAUAAUAGCAACAACUCGCAGAGUAUAUGAAAGGAAGCUUGCUGAAUUACUUCAAGGUGGACCUCUUGCUCAUGUCAGUUCUUCAGAAGAUGAAGAUGAAGAAAUGGAAGAUGAAACUUAUGAAGGAGAGGUCCUUGAAAGUGAGGAACCAGAAAUUGUACCGCCUUCAAAAUCAUCUGGGUACCAGUCAUCUAUUCGACCAAGACCUCACAUCAGAGAGAGUUACUCAAGUCAGGAAGCAGGCACGUACGCUAGCCGCUCAUACAGUGGAUCUGGUGUUGCUGCUGCACAGUCAUCAAAACCUAUGAAGAAGAAAGGAAUAUCUUUGGUGGCAAAGCUUGUAAUUUUGGUCAUAAUAGCUGUCUUUAUCUACCUGGUUGUAGUGAACAUGGAAGGCACUCGCCCAAAACCACAAACCCUAACACAAGACCCAGGGGUUGAAAAAGGAACAGAGACAUAGUUAAAAAAUGUUUGAAAAAUCUGGGGAAAAGUGCUCGCACACUUGGUUGUUGUCACAUUUACUUGAUUUAGCAUUUAAACAGCUAACCAUUGUUUCCUACUAAAUGUUUAGCACAUAACCCCAAAACAAUGCUUUCAGCUUUAGCAGUCCCAGUGCUGUGCAGUCCUGCUGUGAGCAGGAUGACAUUUUGUCAAAGUUAUUAUAGGUCUGUCAUAUUUUAUAUUGUCUGGGACCAUAAAUUAUUUAUCUGUAAUUACGUCUCACUUUUCUUCGUAUCAUGGUUUUCAUGAAAUUUCAGUUUGUAAAAAUGUUUUGAGUUAUUUCAUCUUUUUUUUUGUUCAUUAAUUUUUAUGUGUGUGGCUUACUGCCUCCAAUUUAAACUAAGGUGUUAACAGUAUAAGACAGCACCUGAGUAAAACAUACUUAAAUUGAAAGCAGAAUGUUCAAACUUUCUAAAAAGUAUCACACUUCCUUUUUCCGAAGAGAUUUCUCUCAAGCAGAACGCAUGACAAAAUGACAAUACUGAGCAAAUGGCUGGUAUGAAUAAAAGCAGCCGUCCUGAUAAUUUUAUCCAAUCAAACGGGAGGUUGGUAUCACAAAGCGCGACUUAAGCUGUGACGUAGCCUUUACCCAUUCGCUAUAUGAAGUGAUGGAUGGUAAUACUCAACUACUACAGAGCUGCCUACCCAUACGAUUUCAGCGUAUUUUAUACGCAGAUAGUGUUUAAAAUAUGCUAAUACUACGAAUAUUUAGAAAUUCAGUAGGCCUACAUGUACUGGAUAUCGUAUGAGGGAGAAAAGUAACCCCCUAACCCACUCUAUGGGAUCGGUAGUCUCCCCUGGUGUCUAAUGGUACGCCAGCGUCACUAUCCGCUUCCGUUGCGGAUGCGUAACACAUCAUCGUGGAAAUGGCGACCAAAAGGAGAACGUUAACUGAACCUCCAGCUCACACCUCUAAAAAUAACGAAACUGGUCAGAAAAACUUGGAAUCCUAUUCAGCUUAUCCGGGCGGAAUCCUAUUCAACUUAUCCGGGCACUCCGCGAUAAGUCAUCUGGCUAACAAACAAAUUUCAAAGGUAAUCUCGCCUAUAACAACAUACCUGCCUCAACAGAAUUUAGGCCAGAGCGGUCUGAUAAAAGCAGAGACUCUGAUGACGGAAUGAACUUGUCACUUACAGCAGCAGGCACACUAAACCUGGUGGUAAAACAAGCCUUCCCAGAUUUUACAAUGGCAAACAAAUAUCAUUGUGGUAGAAGUACCGUUGGGUUUAUUCAUGAAAUGCGCCCAAAUAAUGACAAAACACCUCCCCCCCCAAAAAAAAAUAUCCCUGGAUAUGCCCCUGCCUCGUCAUCUCCAGUCUUAUUAUAUGGAUUGCAAAGCGUGAUUAAUCUCGAUUAAGUUGUCUGGGGAUCCAGGUUCAAGCAAAAAAAAGCCGUGAGAACAAAUACAUUUACCGGUGAGUGGGAAGGUCACCAGGAACCUGUGUAAAUUCUUGGUUUUCCUCUAACCGACCCUGGCACAGCCAUCGCAAAUGAAAUAAUCUUGAGGACGUUGACAACAAAUCAUUUAAGAAAAAAUUCAGCAUGAUAGGCUUGAUCUGACCAAAAAGCCAUUGGGCUCAUUCUGGUGUAUGCUUCGCCGAGUGUGAAAGGGGUGUUUAUAUAGGCCUAUUGGAAAAUAAACUACACUCAAACUGUGAAUUUUACACCUAAAAUCAGAUUUCGUUAAACAUUUGAUUCAUUAGGGGUAGGCAGCUCUGCUACUACAUAAGACAUCAUUUUGAGAUCGUUUGCAUUGAUUUAGUGACAUGUAACUGAAGGGCCAUUUCACAAAGUUGUGUGGUACAGGUUUGCGACGGUGAAGAAAUUGUCAGAUAGUUGCAUAUUGUCUCGACCCAAACCACAUUCAUCUUCCAAUAGGCCCCAUUUAUUGGUGGUGUUCAUAAUAUACAGAUACAUAUAUUAUUGUUUUGUUCAUACGUGUUCUCUUGCUUGGUAUAGCGCAAAGGUUAACAGCUCUUCAUGGUGCUAUUAAUAUGGACGGUCUGAAUUAUUGGUUUCUUUCAGAUGAAGCUCAUGUGAAUUUCAUUUCAGGUUCUGUCUUGCCAAAUUAUUGUGACAAUUUUCUUUUUGUCUGCAGUGCCAUAUUUACCUUAUUUCCAUGAACUGUAAUAUAUCAUAUAUAGGAAGAAUUACUGUCAUUUGGAAUAUGUUUGGAAAAUACUAAAAAUUAAAAAGUGCUUGAAAACUACCGGUAUGUCAUGACAGUUCAGCCCCCAGCUGUAGAUACGAAAUUUCCAUUAUUGUUUUUCUUCUGGUCCCGAAGAUGAUGUAAGAUGGUGUAUUUUGAGGAUUAAAUCAGACAAUUGAUACUACAUUGUAUUUUGUUACAGUUUGUUUCAACAUGGGAGUAGUUAACUUGC